AUGAUAAUCCUGGGCCUGGCCGUCCUCUCUGCCGCAGUCUGCAUUUUCUCUCUGGGGGUCGGGCUGUGGGUAAUCUGCACCCAUUUUCUCACAGCAAACAUCCCUGCAGCUAUCAGCCACCCUGUGAAACUGCGGGUCCUCCACUGUAUUCUUCUGCUGUUGAUGACAUGGGGGAAAAUUUUUGAGAAGCUGAGAAUCUGUUCCAUGCCCGAGUUUAUCCGUUUCAUGCACGAUCUGAAGCCACUGAAGACGGACCCGGAUAUCGUGGUCACAGAUCUCCACUUUGGGACUGUCCCGGUGAAGCUGUACCAGCCCAAGUCCUCCCUCUGCACCCCCCGGCCUGGCAUUGUGUUCUUCCACGGGGGCGGGGGCGUUAUGGGGAGCCUGAAAACCCACCAUGGCAUAUGCUGUUGUUUGUCCAAGGAGAGUGACUCUGUGGUUUUGUCAGUUGGAUACCGCCAGGUACCCAAGGGUAAGUUCCCAGGGCCUCUAAGAGACUGCAUUGUGGCCACCACCCACUUCCUGAAGUCCCUGAAUGCGUAUGGGGUGGAUCCAACCCGUGUCGUGCUCUGCGGAGACAGUGUGGGAGGCUCAAUAGCAGCGGUGAUUUGUCAGCAGUUCGUGGACCGUGCGGAUCUGCCCCGGAUUCGUGCGCAGAUUCUGAUCUACUCUGCGUUCCAAGCCAUGGACUUCCAGCUCCCUUCCUUCCAGCAGAAUGCAGAAGUCCCACUCGUCCAAUGGAGUCUUCUCUUCUACUGUUUUGCUUCUUUCCUGGAUUUCAGCCCUUCCUGGGAAGACGCCAUCAGGAAAAAUGCUCAUUUGCCUGCCAGUGUCUGGGAAAAAUAUCGCAAGUGGUUGGGACCAGAAAACAUCCCAGAGAGGUUUAAGAAGAGAGGAUACAGACCAGUGCCCCCUGCACCCCUCAAUGAAGACGCUUACCUGGAGACAAAUCUGCUUCUGGAUCCAAGGUGCUCGCCCCUGAUUGCAGAAGAUCACGUCAUAUCUCGGCUCCCUGAAGCUUGCAUCGUGAGCUGUGAGUUUGACAUCAUCCGCGACCAUUCGCUGCUGUACAAGAAGAGGCUGGAAGACUUGGGAGUGCCAGUGACCUGGUGCCACCUGGAGGAUGGUUUUCAUGGAGUGUUCAACACCCUUGACAUGGGCUGGUUGCAUUUCCCCAGCUCCAGGAAGAUUAUGAAUGUGCUAGUCCGUUUUAUAAAGGGGUUGUGA
Otolemur garnettii (small-eared galago) is the source of this 1227-nucleotide messenger RNA. RefSeq names its product arylacetamide deacetylase like 3 (gene AADACL3). Bases 1 to 1227 code for a protein of 408 amino acids. The transcript is spliced from 4 exons. Gene Ontology annotation, molecular function: carboxylic ester hydrolase activity. Gene Ontology annotation, cellular component: membrane. Lineage: Eukaryota; Metazoa; Chordata; Mammalia; Primates; Galagidae. The record is from RefSeq and is a predicted model, not a curated record.